Molecule: messenger RNA, 609 nt
Organism: Gordionus sp. m RMFG-2023
Lineage: Eukaryota; Metazoa; Nematomorpha; Gordioida; Chordodea; Parachordodidae
Product: protein kinase C zeta type-like
Exons: 6
Coding region: 1-609 (202 amino acids)
Biological process (GO): protein phosphorylation
Cellular component (GO): cytoplasm; nucleus
Molecular function (GO): protein kinase activity; ATP binding
Source: RefSeq, a predicted model, not a curated record
AUGAAGGAGGGCAUAGCAAAAGAUGAAAUGGUUAAAGGAUUCUGUGGGACAAUCCCUUACAUGGCGCCCGAGAUUAUGCGCAAUGAAUACUAUGAUUUUAGCGUAGAUUGGUACUCUUUCGGAGUUGUUCUCUAUGAACUACUAAUUGGCCCUGUCGAUUUACUAGGGUCUGAUGAAGCAACUUCUCGCUACUACCAGGCAAUACUUUCAGGUCCAUGGCGUGUUUCAGUCGAAGCCACCUCUAUAUUGAAUGGAUUCCUCAAUAUGAAUCCUGAGGAAAGACUAGGAAGCAAUCUAGAAAAUGGUUUUAAUGAUAUUUCCUCCCAUUCAUUUUUCGCCUCAAUUAAUUGGGAUAGGAUAUUUAUAGACACUGCCAAAUCGACACUAGGCUUGACAAGGGGAGGGAACAAAUCAUACAAAGAACUAUGGUGGUGGAAUGAAGAGGUACAAACAACUAUACAGGAGAAAAAAGCCCUAUAUAAAAUAUUGUACAAAUCCAAAAACCCAAAUGACAAGACAAAUUACAAAAAAUCAAAGAGAAUAGCUACGAAGGCGGUAACUAGGGCUAAGGCUAUGGCACACGAUGUGACAUGUUUUAACUUUGCCUAA